Messenger RNA from Plasmodium relictum, 1116 nucleotides. Its product is annotated as conserved Plasmodium protein, unknown function. The transcript has a single exon. The coding region runs from base 1 to 1116 and encodes 371 amino acids. Lineage: Eukaryota; Apicomplexa; Aconoidasida; Haemosporida; Plasmodiidae. The record is from RefSeq and is a predicted model, not a curated record.
AUGAAUAAAGAUAAUCUAAGUCAAAAUGUAAGAAGAGUAUUAGAAAAGAGAGAAAAAAAAAAGUUGAAAGAAGAAAAAGAAUUGUAUAUGGCAACUAAAGUGAUAAGCUCCCAAAAUAAUAUUCUCAGAAAAAUAAUAGCACAAAAACAAUCAUCAUCUAUUAGUUUUGUUAAUCAAUUAAAAAAUAUAAAUAAAUCAUUACCUCAAACAAAAGGUAAAAAUGAAAAAAAUUAUAUGAAAGAAAACCGUUUAAAAAUUCAAGAGAAAAUAAAUCUUCAAAAAAAGUUAUUAGAAAAAAAAGAGGAAAUAAAAAAUAAAAAACCUUUUAAGAUGAAAAAAUUUGAAAAAAUCACUUCGAAAGUAGCAAAAACUUUAAGAAGAGGUGAAUAUGAAGAUGAAAAUGAAAAAAAGGAAAGCACUAAAAAAGAAGACAAAAAAGAAAUAGAAGGAGAAAUAAAUAAAGAUAAGCUGGAAGAACAAGAGGGAAAAGAAUAUGAAGAAGCCGAAGAAUAUGAAGAAGCUGAGGAAUAUGAAGAAGUUGAAGAGUAUGAAGAAGGAAGUAAUGAAGAAGAAUAUGAAGGGGAUGAAGUAGAAGCUGAAGAAGAAUACGAAUAUGAAUAUGAAGGAGAUGAUAAAGAACAUGAAGAAAUAGAAGAGGAUCAAGAGGAAGAAGAAAUAGAAAUGGGAGGAGAUGAAGAAGAAGUGGAAUAUGAGGAAGAGGUGGAGGAAAAUGAAAAAAGAGAAGAUGAAAUAGUAAAAAAAGAAAAAAGUAUAAUAGAUAAAUUUAAAAAAAAAGAAAACGAUGUAAAAGAUGAAAAAAUGAGAAAAGAGAAAUUACAUAAAAAUUAUGGGAAGCUACCUAAUUAUAUAUUAAAAAAAAAAAAAGAUGUCAUUGAUGAAUCUGCUGAUAUACCUAAAGGAUAUAGAGUUUUAAAAAACGAUGAGAGAAGUUACGUUUUAAAGGAGUUACAUUCACAAUUAAAAGAAGUUAAUGAAGAAUAUAAAAAUAACAAAGAUAAAAUUAAAAAAAUAGAACUUGGAAAAAAAUUAAAAGAAAUAAAAGAGUCCAUUGAACUAUUUAGCAAUCCCUAUGUUCUUGUAGAUAAAAACUUUUAA